CCCCCAAGGGGCUGGAGCUCCGCGUGGUGGGCCGAGAGCCUGACGUGGGCUGAGUGAAGGCAGCCAUGGCUGGCUUCGUGGCCCAGUUCCACGACGAAAGCGUCUGCAAUGCGGAGCUGGUGGCCGUUGGUGCCCAGGCCCUGCGGGAGCUCGGCCAGGCCUCGCUGUACCACUUCCCUGUCAGCCUCCGGCGCCUACCGGGCAAUGUGCUGCGUGUGCGGGGCGCCUGGGAGGAUGUGGCCAAGGCCGUGGCUGCUGUCCACACCAGGAUCCAGGCUGCCCAGCGCCAGCGGGUGGAGGCCGAGGUGCUGUAUGGGCUGGUCAAGUGGCAGCACCUGGCCACGGCCGGCUGGCAUCCCUUCAAUGUGGCCACCAACCAGUGGCUGGAGACGGCGUACGCCAGCGGGGAGCGCCGGGCAGAGAUCGAUGGGGACGGGCAGUGGGUGGAGAUCGACCUUCUCAAGGCAGUGGGUGUUGCGCCGGGCACUGGGGCCCCCAUCCGCCUCCGCCGGGAGAUCUGCCUGUGGGUGGGAAUCUACGGCCAGGGCCUGUACUUCGCGGUGGAGGCUGCGCGGUCAGUGGACUACGCUAAGCCCGACGCCCAUGGGCAUCGCUUUAUGUUCCAGGUGCGGGUGCUGACGGGGCAGUUCACCCAGGGCAAGGAGGACAUGGUGCUACCCCCAGAGAAGCCAGAUGGGGGCGGCCGUUACGACAGCGUGGUCAACAUGGUCUCCCGCCCCAGCAUCUUCGUCACCUUCUUCGACGACCUCACCUACCCCGAGUACCUCAUUACCUUCCGGGGCACCAGGCCGCACCUGAACUGAGAACCGUGCUGCCCUGGGACAGGCCACGGAACCUGGGCACUGCUUGCCUGGCAGCUGAAGAAUAGCUGUGGGGCCGGGCAGCGUCAGGCGUGGAACGUGUGCACAUGUGUACUCAUGCACUGGUUGGAUUUGGAACUGCUCAGCUGCAUGUCCUUGGCCCUAUACUGCUGACAGCUAGUGGAGAUUCUCCAGAGCAUUCCCAGCAUUCACAGCUCCAGCAGAGAGAACUGACUGGGCCAUGGGAUGGGGGAGAAAGAUGAGCUGAUACACAUCCCGCUGCCCCCUCCUAGAAGGCGUGCUCGCCACUCAGCUGUGUUCCAUCAGCACAGUACAGCUGCCCACAAGUGGGGAUUCUCCAUUUGUCAACAGCUGAGGGAACGUCCGGCUUGUUUCUGGGAGGCUGUAUAAUUUCCUGUUCAAUCUCCUGGCGGUUUCAGACCUGUGGGCCUAGCUCAGGGAAGGGCAUGGCAUCUUGUCGAUCCAGCUGCACCCACGAGGAGGAGGAAUGCCGGCAGGAGAAGAGGGUUAUAAUUUCGUAUAAAUCAAACUAUUUCAGAAAAGCAGGGGGCUCUCAAGAAGUUUUCUGGAUAGGAAAAAGCUCAUUACAAUGAACAUUUUCAUUGUUUUCCAAUUUCAAUUUGUGUCUUGAUUCUGUUGUCAAAUAUCUAAAAAACAAACAAACAUUUUUGGAUUAUUUUGGUCCCCUCC
Molecule: messenger RNA, 1532 nt
Organism: Trachemys scripta elegans
Lineage: Eukaryota; Metazoa; Chordata; Testudines; Emydidae
Exons: 2
Coding region: 66-824 (252 amino acids)
Biological process (GO): negative regulation of gene expression
Cellular component (GO): cytoplasm; nucleus
Molecular function (GO): transcription corepressor activity; NAD+ poly-ADP-ribosyltransferase activity
Source: RefSeq, a predicted model, not a curated record